Musa acuminata AAA Group (dessert banana) is the source of this 582-nucleotide messenger RNA. RefSeq lists its product as uncharacterized. The transcript has a single exon. Bases 1 to 582 code for a protein of 193 amino acids. The record is from RefSeq and is a predicted model, not a curated record. Lineage: Eukaryota; Viridiplantae; Streptophyta; Magnoliopsida; Zingiberales; Musaceae.
AUGUCGGGAAGAAAGGCGUACGCCCGAGCUGCACCAGACGUAACCCCCGGACACGGGCCCGAGCCCGAAAUCACCUUCCCGACCGGGGUAUCCGAGCGACCCGAACACGACGAGGCCCUUGUGAUAUCGGCUAGGGUAGCCAACGCGCAGGUAAGAAGGAUCAUGGUCGACACUGGGAGCUUGGCCGAUAUACUCUACUUCGACGCCUUCCAAAAGCUCGGCUUGGCCAGGGAGAACUUGAGGCCAAUGAGUUCAGCGCUCACCGGAUUCACAGGAGAUUCGAUAUCCCCUCUAGGGGCUUUUACUCUGCCCUUGACCCUAGGGGUCCCACCGAGGUCGAAGACGGUGAUGACCACCUUUUUGGUGGUCGACCUUCCCAUUGCUUACAACGCCAUACUCGGACGGCCGACCCUCAACAAGGUCAGAGUCGUCGUCUCGACCUACUACCAAACCAUCAAGUUCCCGACUCACGCUGGGGUCGGAGAAGUUACAGGAAGUCCCCGAGAGUCCAGGCGGUGCUACCUGACCGCCGUUUCACUACACAAGAGGACCAGGAUCGAGCCGUCGCUGGAAGAUCCGUAG